Molecule: messenger RNA, 3112 nt
Organism: Schistosoma spindalis
Lineage: Eukaryota; Metazoa; Platyhelminthes; Trematoda; Strigeidida; Schistosomatidae
Source: the annotation of a GenBank genome assembly
AAGCGUUCUAUCGGUGAUAUGGUUGAUGCUAGAGAUUACCUUAUUAAAAAAGGUAUUCCUCAGCUUUUUGAGUGUUUAUUGACUGGAUUAAUGUAUCAUCGUCCGAAUGAUCAUUUAGACUAUAUGCAACAAUGUAUUGAGAAAAUUAGAGCAAAUGGAAUGAACAGUGUACGAUGGGACCUAUUUCUUCAAUCAAAACCCGUUGAGCAAUUAUCUUUAGAUAUGAAAACAAAAGUUGAUAAAGACAGUUCACAACAUGAUGCAAUUUCUGAAAUCGAUUCACCUAGAUUAUGUAUUAAAGAGGACUCAGUGGUUAUAUGCAUAAUAGCUGGGCCAGGCAUAGACAGAUCUAUAUUUUCAAAAGAAUUGAUCAUGCAUUAUCCUAAAUUUGUUUAUGUCAAUUUACCGGAUUUAUUGAAAACACGUGCAAUAAAUGAACAGAGUCAACAACAAUCUCGUUGGCAUGAAGCUAUACAAAAGCUUAAUAAUCGGGAAUUAUUACCAAAUGAUAUCGUUUUAGAAACGCUUUUAUUAAAAUUGAAUCAACAUAGUGACGUGGAUGGCUUCGUAAUAGAUGGUUAUCCGAAAACAGAAACACAAUAUUUAGAUGUUAAAAGGCAUGUUGGUAUGGAUAGAUUGAAGUGUGUGAUACUACUUGAUGUCAGUGAAGAAUAUUCUAGACAACGUUUAAGUGAACGAAUAUCAUAUAGAGAUGAGGUUUGUAAUAAUAAUGAAUCAGAUUCAAUUGACUGUUGUCUCAGUAUUUUCAAAAAUCAAACGUUACAAGUAUGCAAAAUUAUUGAUGAUGACGAGAAACUCAGAGUUAUUGAUGGAGAGUUAAACAAUAAUGAGAUUUUAGAGGAUAUUCUGGAAUUGUUUGAUCAUAUGAUUUCUAAUAAAUUAGUUGAAUCAGAAGUACAUCUUGCCUCAAAUGCUUCGUCUAAUAAUCUACUUGCCCCAGUAAAUCGUAAAACGAAGGGUUAUGAAAGCAGACCAAGUAUAAGUAGUAUCCCAAAAAUUAUGCCAGUAUUUCCUGACAAUGGUCGAAUCCAUGGUAUUUAUAAUUGUCCAAUAAUUUUAUUAUUAGGUGGUCCAGGCUCUGGACGAACAGAACAAGCAUUACGUUUAUGUAAAAAAUUUUCUGGUUUAGCAUAUUUCAAUGUUACGGACUUUUUGAGGAAAAAUGUUCUGGAUUUUAUCAAUGAAAAUGAUACUAGAGAUUGGGAUGUAAUAGCACGUCGAGUACAUUCUAGUGAUCCACCGUCGAAUAAAGAUAGGUUGAUUCCAGAAUACUGGGACGUUCAAUCUGAAGUAAUCCGUUUAGAGUCCAGUAAUUUGGCUGAAAAUAAUAGAGCUGUUAUCAUUGAAGGAUUCCCAUGUCAUGAAGGUCAACUAAAUACAUUUAAUCAAUGUAUUGGUGGCGUAGAUUUAGUCAUUUUAUUAGAUUGUGAAGAGACAACAUUAAUUGAUCGAUUACAUCAACGAUAUGAACGUUUAAAACGUGCUGACGAUCAAGAUGCUGUUGUGUUACAACGUAUAUCAUUCUUUAAACAUUGUACAUUACCUGUUAUAAGAUAUUAUGAUGAGCGAGGUAAAUUAAUAACAAUUCCUGGUGAUCAAGAACAAAGUCUUAUCUUCCACAAUUUGGUUGCCGUAAUGGAAUUCUUUUUAAGCACAAAAGAAGAAUCAAACAUUGAAACACCUGAUAAUAAAAUUGUAAAAACUGAAGAAAUUAUACCGGUAAUAUCAAAACUAAUAAAAAAUGAAAAUCGGAAACUUUUAACGGGUGUGACAAUAGAUGAUGAUCAAUCACUUGAGACUAGUUUUGAAGAUAGCGUAACAAAAGAUAAUGAUUCUUCUCCAUCAAGUCAAUUAUUAAUUACACCUGAAUGUAAUGAGAAUUCAUUAGAUCAGAUUGAAUCGAAAUUGGAACAUUUAGAAGGAAGUCCGGCGAAAACCGUAAACGAUGAUUUGGACAAAUAUAAAUUUAUUUUUGUCAUCGGUAGUUGUGAUGAGAUAAGACGACUGUAUUGUAAACAUAUAUUAAAACAAUGUAAUUACAACUAUAUUUCAAUGAAAAGUAUAACAGAUCCAGUGAAUUUCGAUGGAGAUAAUACUUUCAAUUUGGAUAAAUUAAUUCAAAUUAUUACAGAGGAAAUGAGCAGAACACGUAAAGCAGGAUAUAUUAUAGAUGGUAUACCAAACAGUUUGGCUCAAGUCAAAGAAAUUGAAGCAUAUAGUGAUUCAUUGAAAUUUUCAAAUUGUAAACUGAUUGUAUUAUUAGAAGAUAAGUUUUCUGAACAUGACCAUUCCGGAGACAAUUCACAUUGUUAUAAGCAUAAAGUUGAGGAAAGUUUAAUGGGAUUUCUAGAAUCUACAAAAAAAUUAUAUCGUAUACCUUGUUCACAGAAUGAAGACGAAAUCGCUUAUCAAUUACAUAAUUUGUUCUCAUAGUCUGUAAUCAUCACUAAAAGUUUUUUUUAUUGUUUUCUUAUCUCUUCAAUAUUCAAUGUUUUGAACGUUGGAAGUUUCAUUCUUAUAGCUUUAGACAAAUUAUACUUUUAGAAUAUAUUUACUUCUUAAAGAAAGAUAAUCUGUUGUGUUUUAUUUUUUAGAAAAUAACCAGUUUAUUUGUUUCAUUAAUUAAUUGAACAGUAUAUAUGUAAAUCUGUCGCUCUCAUGGGUAGGAGUAUAUACUUUGUAAAACUACAACCAGUAUGAACUACAUUCUAACCGUUAAAAUAAUACUUUACCAAAAGGAGUGUCAUUUGCUCUGUCUUGUUCUUUUUUUCAAUAUUCUUUCUUAGUUUUUAGGUGUAUUUUAUUUAAAUUAAAUUUGUUUGCCUGGAAGAAAGAUUCUACUCUCUUUUUGAUUUUAGACACUUAAUACUAUAAAUUAAACAAAAGCGGAAUUUGUGUUUGUGUCAUUCAAUAAUUGGUCACAUCUAUUACAAUUUAUACGAUAUGAAAUAAUCUGAAUAGUAAAACUAACAUCAUAUAUCUGUGAGGACCUUCAUUUUCUACGAUAGGUGACCAGAUGAAUUGUUAUUCAGUUCGAAAUAUGAUUAAACGAGGAAAUCAAUCAGUAUUGUGUGUUUUCCAUAUUAAAUCC